Auanema sp. JU1783 is the source of this 4599-nucleotide messenger RNA. NCBI's taxonomy places the organism in Eukaryota, Metazoa, Nematoda, Chromadorea, Rhabditida, Rhabditidae. The record is from the annotation of a GenBank genome assembly.
AUGCCACCAAGUGUUGCUGUCUCCAAACUGCCAUCUCUUCAUCAGCCACGGUCUUUACCGGCUGUCACCAGUAGCUCGGUUACUGGAUCCAAAUUGAUGGCUCCUUCACGAAUAGCUUUACCCAAAAGUAUACCUAGUACACGUGAAGCUCCUCCAUCGCCAUCACCACAGACUAAAACAUCAAGUUUGAGGCCUCCUACUUCAUCAGCAAGUCUUCGAUCACCUUCGCGAGGCUCUGGUAAUAAUAAUGGAUCAGUAACAAGUACAACCAGUAGCACGAUACGUGGAUCUCUAUCAUCCAUAGAUUCCGCAAAAUCUAUUCCAAAACCCUCCUCAACCGUUGUUCGCCGGCCGCCGAGUAUAGAGACGAUUCCGACGCGUUCUUAUGUUAAGCCGCCACAAGAAGUCAAAAAAGCUCCUGUCAUUUCGUCUACCAAAGAAUCAAAAAUGUUGAAACUCAAGCUGUUCGGCAAUAAGGAGAAGAAGGAAAAAACGCCCCAAGCGUCUCCAGCACUCAUUAAAAAGACAGUUGUUACAAAUAAUAUCAGUCCAUCGAAGAUAGCAACACCUAACAAGCCUUCUAUAGAAAUGAAGACGUCCAGAUUAACAAUUCCAUCGAAAAGACAGACUGUCCAAUUACGUCCUAAUCCAGUAGCUUCAUCUAUACUAUCAUCCAAUAACUCAUCUAUAGAGAAUCUAAAGAGGACAUCCAAAAGUAGUGAAGAAGAUUCUGCAUAUGCCGGCUUCGGUAGCACCAGUCCAGCUUCAUCAACUCAGAGUUCCAUCAGCCUACGUUCUGCAUCCACAAAGGAUUCGCGUGAGAUGGUGUGUGAGAAAUCUCCAACUCCACCUCCCCAGAAUGAUUUGAUCAAAACGAAAGCUUCUGAUGCUCAGGAUAAGCCUAUGUUAGCUGUUAAAGCUUUAAAUGUAAACGCUUCCACUUCGAGCUUGCCCACAUCUCGUUUGGCCAAACCAACAAGCAUGUUGUCCUUAAAUAGAGACAAGAAAGCUAUUUCUACGGUUCCGAAAAAUUCUCCAGAAGAGGAGAAGCCAGUUGCUUCGACUAGUAAUGCUUCUACAUUACCUCCGAGCCCAACUGUUGGAAUCGUUAGUCCUAUGCAACAUCGUAAAAACCUAACUGUUGUCCCAACAACCAGAUCUCCAUCUCCAAGCUCUAGCGAUGUCAAGUCUGAAAAAGUGAAACCAGCUCCACCAAUUAGAGGCAACUCAAAGUUGGAAAGUGGCCAAGACAGCGACGUAACUCACAUCAAGGUUCCAGCAAUGGCUCCUGUCCGUCAGCCACCAAGCUACACACAACUUUUGAACGAAGGAAGAUUCCAAAAAUCAAAUAGUCGAUUGGAUUCGUCAACCUCCGAAGAUUCGUUGGAUUCAAUCACAACGACUGUACGUGUACAAGUUCCUCCCACCGGAUAUCGCUCAGAGGGAAAUACGAUGCAUCGCAGAUCUGCAGCCAAAGAAACCACGGGUUAUGCGUCAGAAAGUGGAAUUGCCAUCUAUGAGAAGAUGCAAGAUCGUUUACGGGAAUGUCGAGAAUCAAUGGCACAAGGAGGAUUGUACGACUAUGGCGAUAGUUUGGAAGAUAGUUCAUCACUCUCCAGUGGAAUUUCGGACAACUUUGACGAUAUAUCAACGGAUGAUUUAAGUGGACCUGAUCAUUCAAUGGCUACAGCAACUUAUGGAAAGCCAAAUGAUUAUCAACCAUUCUCACGGAGUGUCCAUUCACGAGGACCACGUAGUUCAUCAACAUCGAUGGAACAUCGUUCACGACGUGUAGCUGAACAAGAAAAUCUACAUCAGCUUCUUCAACAAUGUCGAACCAGCCAACGUGGCAUUGCUGCUGGAAUAACUAAUCCAUUACGAUCACCUGGAUAUAAUACGAUUGGUUUCACUCGCAACGUGGACAGCGACACCUUGUCCGUGCAUUCGCGUGCAUCUGUGUCAUCUUCAGCACGUGAUCCUACAGCAUCGUCACUUUCAUCGGGCUUCCAUUCAUUAGACCGGAAAACGCAUAUGACAGAGUUAUAUGAGAAUAGUCGCAUGUGGACCGAUCGCAACGCUAUGGCUGCCCUAGUAUCACCUCGUCGAAUGCCGCCACAUGUGAAACAUCAACAACAGAAUGAUGAUAGGCUCUCCACAAACGCUUCAUCCCUCCAUACGUCUAGCACCAUGUCACGCUCUAUGGUGAUGCUUGAUGUCAGUUCCUCAUCACCUGCCACACCUCGCAGAAGAACAUCACCGCAUGCAUCUCGAAAUGGACGAAUGCCACUUUCAGUUGCAGCUUGCCCUAUGAAUAACGGUUCAAUCAGUUCUCGAUCUGGUCGUGAAGGAAUAUACUCAACGUAUCGAGAUCCUAUCCAACUUCAUCGGUUAAACGAUGAAGUCAGCCGCAGCCCUUCUCAUUCUAGUAAAGAUCCGAUGGGAUCACACCUCUCCUUGGCUAGCUCAACAGCUUAUUCUACUAUGAACGAAAGAUACGAAGCUGAAAUUCGUAAAAUGAAUAAUGAGCUAGAUGGAUAUCGUCAAACUGUUCAUAAGCUGACAAGAAAACAUGAUGAUUAUAAUCAUCUGAUGGAAGUAUUUGACCAACGUCUAUCAUACUUGGCUCGACAUGUUGAGAAAGCCCAGUUAAAGCCUGAGGAACUAGCUAAGCUUCGCCAAGAAAUCGAGAACUUACGUGAUAUGAGCAACCGGGUUGCCCAAACCGCGGAUGCUAAAAGAACUCUGGAAGGUGCAGGAGAGCUGCUACGUCAACCUUCUUUAGAGUCUGUUGCCUCUAUGGCUAGUCAUCGUUCUUCUAUGAGCUCAUCCAGCAAAAGCAGUAAAACAGACAAACUCUCUUUGAAUAGCUUCGGAGCAAAAUCAAAGAAAAGCUGGACAAAUAGUAUGGAUGCACAGAUUCGUUCUUCAUUCACCAAAGCCUUCUCCAAAAAGAAGAAUAAGACCUCAGAGAACGAUCAUCUCAACACUAUAAAUGGGUCAUCCACCAGAUUGGAUGAAAUUGAAGUUGUGGAACUCAAGAAACAGUUGGAAGACAGAGAUGAAGCUUUAACCGAUGUCCGCCUCGACGCUCUUGAUAGGGCAAGGGAAGUAGACGUGCUUAGAGAAACAGUGAAUAGGCUAAAAAAUGAAAACAAGCAGCUUAAACAAGACAUGUCCAGACUCUUAUCAACAAGAUCUAGAGCUUCAUCGCAAGUCUCACUAGCGAUGAAUGACGAAGAGCCUCUAUACGAAAUUCCUCCAGCAUCUUCAAGCUCUGCUAGCCAGUCGAGUAAACGUUCAUCAGGAUGCAACUCUGUAAAAGUGACUGUGAACGUUGAUAUGCGUGGAGUUAUAAGCUCUGCGAUUUGCCCUGAUAACGAAAUCAUCAUCGGUUUCUUGGCGAUCCCUGCUAAGUACUCUACAUGGCAGGAACUUGAUCAGCAAAUAUAUACCUUGUUCGAUGCAUACAUAAGCCGCAUCGAUCCAGAUCGACUAUUGGGCUUACACUGCUCUGACAGUCUCAUCGGUUAUCAAAUUGGCAAUGUCAUCAGAGAAAAAGAAGGCUCCUUGCCGGACUCUCACCCUGCCGAUGUGAUCUCUCCAACCACAACAAUCAGACUGUUCAUGCGUGGUGCAGCUCAACAAUCUCUAGAUUCACUCGUCCUAGAAUGUCUCUUCCCAAGGUCCAUGCUAGAACAACUGCUUCAGUUCCUGCUCACUCAUAGAAGACUUGUGCUCUCGGGUGCAACAGGGAUCGGCAAAAGCAAUUUAGCCAGACAGUUGGCUUCUUACUUGUCUGUUCGCAUUGGACUUCCACAAGAUGGAGUUCAAGAUAUCAAAGUGCCUGAUGAUACCAAUGGCAAAGACAUAGUUGAAGUUGAACAACAACUAGAGAAGCUACUGAGGGGUGAUGCAAACGUCGUGGUGUUGAUGGAUAAUAUACCUCGUCACCGAAUCGCCUUCGUAUCAUCAGUUUUCUCAACAGCUGAAUUGGGAGUAAAUGAUGGACCAUUCGUUAUUUGCACAGUGAAUAGAGCAUGUCAACUGCCUGAAAUGCAAGUCCAUCACAACUUCAAACUGUUUUUGCUCACUAAUAGGAUGGAUGGAGUAAAAGGCUUCAUGGCCAGAUUCCUACGCCGACGUAUAAUUGAGGCUGAGUUUAGACUAUCCCGACAAACUCCUCAAGAGCUCAUUAGAGUUAUACAAUUCCUUCCUAUAGUUCUCCAAGCCGUGAACACUUUCAUAGAAAAGGCUAAUUCCUUGGAUGUUACUGUUGGCCCUCGAAUAUUCCUCCAAUGCCCAUUAGGUAUCGAAGAAUCGCGCCUGUGGUUCGUUCGAUUAUGGAAUGAUAACAUUGUUCCGUACAUGGUACGAGUUGCUCGAGAAGGAGUUAAAUUCCUUGGCCGUUGUGGUUCAUUCGAAGACCCAACUGAUGUGGCCUGCGAACAUUGGCCCUGGAUUGAAGGACCGGGAGGGGAAGAAGUCCUCACACGAUUAUCAAUUAAGGAUAUAGGACAGGGAGCCAAACAACCAUUCAAUCCUUUGGAUACAUUGAUUCGUCUUCAAGCUAGUCGUAAUUCAGCAAUUGAGAACAUUUAA